Manduca sexta (tobacco hornworm) is the source of this 4602-nucleotide messenger RNA. RefSeq lists its product as uncharacterized. Gene Ontology annotation, biological process: negative regulation of cell population proliferation. The transcript has 31 exons. The record is from RefSeq and is a predicted model, not a curated record. Lineage: Eukaryota; Metazoa; Arthropoda; Insecta; Lepidoptera; Sphingidae. The coding region runs from base 118 to 4602 and encodes 1494 amino acids.
UGACAUUUCAAUCACUAAAACGAGUUUAUAGUUUGUCAAUAAAUGAAAAAUUAGUUUUAUACAUGUAUAUUUGUGAUUUAAUUUUAAAUCAAUUAUUCUUAUUGAGUAUUUAAUAAAAUGGUGGACAAUCUUCCUUUGAUUCCUGAUAAACAAGGCGUGUGCGCUGAUGUACGGCCGGUGCUUCGAGAGGUGUUCCGCGAGCUGGAUUAUCUGCCUCCCUUGGCAACAGAAGAAAGAGAUAAACUACACGUGGCGGGGGACGCUGAUAUUUCUCUACCUAGUGUAGAUCAUUGGGUAGACAAAUACAAGUCGGGGUGUAAACAAAUCUGGCAGAGGGAGGGGGAGUUGAAACAGCACCGAGCGAUGACAAUCUCACGGAAACCAUUGCCGAAUAUAUACAAAUUGCACGCACCAAGAGGUGGAAACGACAAUGCUGAUUGGAAGAAGAGGCAUGGAAUAUUGGAGAGGAAGGAUCUGAUCCCUUCCAUCGAGCAAAAUGCUGGGCGUUCCGCAAGUCUGUGGAUCAAGAAUAUCUUGAACAGAAGCUCGUGCGAGGUGAGCUCCGUGACGCUGCGAGGGUCACGUGUUCGGCCUCCCUUGCAAUUACAACCCCGGGAUGAGGUCACUCUGCAGUCUAUGAGCAUAGGUGAAGUGUACGAGCAUCACCCCGCCCCACCGACCCCCCCUCCGCCGGAGAUACCUCAGCCAGAGUACAUUCUAUGCGUGCCUCCUCGACUGGACUUUAUAAAUUUCACUAUCGGACAAUUGCAUACGCAAGGCAUCCGCCUCAUCAAUGUCUCUAAGUUUGAGAUUCGUUUAUCCAUCCGUCCUCCCGUGCGUAAGGAGUUGGAUAUAGAGCUGGGUGGUACCCGAGGACUGACGGUGACGUCAGGGGCUGCUGCUGAGAUCCGCGUACACUUCAGACCACGGGAUGUGCGCGUGGUGAUAGACCAGUUGCUGGUCAGAGUAUCGGCUGGAAGAAAUUUCGCGGUGCCCAUAGCUUGUUUCAUGCAGCCACCGAUUCUUGAGAUCCUAGUGCCGAGCAUAACGUCGUCUAUGCUCACAUGCACACCGGGCGAUAUAGAAACGUGCGAGAUGAUGUCGCGCAGCAGCGAUGUACUGGAGCUUGGCGCGCGACUGCUUGGUGACGUGCACCUCGUCAAGAUGCUGCUGCAUUGCGAAGCUGAACACGCGGAGUUGUUUGUGCUCACAGAAAACGACUGGCUCUCUUUUUGUUUGGAUGAUCUGAGUGCGGACGGCAGCGUGGUGUCGGGCGGGUUCUCGUGGUGGCCAGCGCGCUGGGCGGGCGGCGGCGCGGUGCGCGCGGCGGCAGCGUGUCGCGCGCGCAGUGCGGGGCUGCACACGGCGCCGCUGCGGCUGCUCGCCUCCACCGCCGUCGCGCGCCCGCUGCAUCUGCUCGCCGACGCGCUCAUGUUCGCCACUACACACAUCACUAUACAGGCGCAGGAGAAGGACUACGACAUUUGCAGCGAGGACGACCCGGCGUGCGAGUACUUCGUCCACUUGGGCACUGCUUUCCCGGGACGAUCACUCACUGCCACUAUUCUUUUGGUGAACCACAGUCCAGUGCUAUAUACAUACUACUGGACGGUCCGUCCGUGGGGCGUGUGCUCGUGCUGGGAGGAGGAGAGGGGAGACCACUCCGGAGAUGCUGACGACGAUAGUGAGCGGCUCUGUGUCGGCGCGCAAGAGGCAAAGGCGCGAAAUACCACCGCAAAUAGUGGCGCCGAAGAGGCCGGGUGCUUGCGGGCGCGGCGCGUGCGCGUGGAGCCAGCGGGGGCGGUAGCGGCACCGCGCUCCUCGCGAGCUGUGCACGUCGCCGCGCCCGACGUCGGCACCGACCUCGGCACCCAGCGCGCUGUGCUCAUGUUGGUGUUAAAAGACAUCCCAAAGGAGAGCUUCCCACCCGACUACGAGCCGAUGGUGAUUAGCAGCAAGACUGUGGACUCGGAGCCGAUACCAGGAUUUCGGCGCUGGAAGCGCGAGGUGUGCGACGUGGUGUGCUGCCAGCUGGAGGUGUGGUGGGAGGUGGCGCCGCUGCGGUUCGUACUGGACCCGCCAGUGCUGCCCAUAUACCACUCCAAGAGGGUGCAACAUGUCGACGUGCUAAUCCGUGCCACGCAACUGUUCGGGUGCGAGGGUGUGCGCGGUGCGUGGUGCAUGCCGAGUCGGUGCGGCGGCGCCGCGCCCCCCGCACCGCGCCUCACGCCCGCCAACUCGUGCGCCGCCAAGUUGCCGCUCACGCUGCCGCCCAUACACGACCACAGCGUCGAGACUGAUGUCAUCGCGUUGGUGGCGGCAAAUGACGAGUGGAAGUCCCUGUGCGAGAUCUGGCGACAGUGCGCCGGUCGGCAUUUGUCUUUGCGGCCCGGGUUCCACUGGCUGGGCAUCGUGCCGCCUGGAACUCAUAUGAGCGCCACCCUGGAUGUUCAUAAUGAUACUUAUCAAGAGGUGGAGUGGCGGUGCAGCGCGUACCGCUGGGUGGGAGAGAACGAGCCGCGUGCGGUGUGCGCGACCCGCGCGCCGUGCGCUCGCUGCCUCGAGCGCGCGUGCUCGUGCGCGCUGCUGGUGCGCGACGAGGGCCGUCUGCCGCACGCGCACCGCGCCGCACUGCUCUACGACGUCAACGCGCCCGAGCGAGAUGGCUGCGUGUGCACUGUGGUGCGGGCAUACGCGGCGGAUGCAGCGCAGGAGGCGGGGGAGGCAAGCGCGGGCGCGUCCUCGGCUCGCGGCGCCGCGCUCGCGUACCGCGUGCUCGCGCCCACGCUCCUCCUGCGCGUGUUGCCGUGCCGAGCGGACGGUGCGCGCUGUGAAGGUUGCAAGCUGGACCCGGGUGAGCUGUGCAGCGAGCGCGGCGCGGCGACGCUGCGGCCGCGGCGGGCGCUCGCGCUGGCGCACCGCUCGUGCUACCGGCUGCGGCUCAUCAACAUCACGCCGCUGCCCACCUACAUACGCUGGGAACCCGCUCUAGAAGGAGAAGAUAUUCUGAAGGUGACGUUCACACCGAACCAAGUGGACAUUGCCAGCUACGGAGAGGUGGAAAUACAGGUGGUGCUGGAAGCUCUGAAGGUGUGCAGGCGGCGCGUGUUCGUGUAUCGAGCGCUGGUGGACCACGCCUACAAGCCGCUUUACCUUCUCAUAGACGCGGCUAUCGCGGGUCUGGAGGUGGUGUGCGAGGUGCCGAUCGGCGGCGCGCUACAUCCCGACGCCAUCGUCGCGCUCCGACGCACGCAGAGAGAGUGUCGCCCUGGAGAGGCGUUGGGAGUGACGUCCCUCACGCCCGCUGACAUAUUCUCUCAGGAGGACCAGCGCAGGGACGAGCAGAAAGAGAGCAGAUGUCAGUGUCCAUUCGAGAUGGUGUACGUCCCGCCAGUGAAAAGGCCCGAGCCCCCGCCGCCGGAGGACUACACGCCGCCCGUCGAGAUCGUGGAGGAGCCGCCGGCGCUGACGAGGGUGUGCCCGUGCUGCUGCUCCGUCAAGCCGCUACUGCCCGACCACUACGAACCGAUCUGUCUGCAGUUCAGGGACCUGCCGCUCAGAACAGUUCGUUCCCGGCGGCUGGUGAUCCGCAACGAGUCGUCGGUGAGCGCGCGCUGGAGCAGCGCCGUGCGCCGCUGGCCGAGGGUGCACAGCAGGACGCUCCACGCAGGUACUGUGACAGAUCGGGGUCCCUUCCAUCUCAACUCAAAUCAAAAGUGGGUGUGCGACGUGCGCGCGCCGGGCGUGCGGCUGCAGUGCUCGCCCGCGCGCGGCGCGCUGCCGCCGCGCUCCGCCGCCGACGUGCUGGUCAGCGUGUACGCCGCGUGCUGGGGACUCUACCGGGACCAGAUACUCAUACACGUACUUACUUCACUUACAUCUCUUACAAACCGCAGGUUUAUUGAUGACGUGGAGAUAGUCCGCUGCCUCAAUUGCCAACAAUACGGGCAUGUGCAUAAGUUCUGCACCAUUAAAACACCAACUUGUGCCGUUUGUGCCGAGGCACAUGAAACCAAGGCUUGUCCACAUAAGGACAAUCGUGAUUUUAAGCCCGUAUGCGCAACUUGCAAACGUUUUAAGAAACCCCACGACCAUCGCUUGGAGGAGCCGCCGGCGCUGACGAGGGUGUGCCCGUGCUGCUGCUCCGUCAAGCCGCUACUGCCCGACCACUACGAACCGAUCUGUCUGCAGUUCAGGGACCUGCCGCUCAGAACAGUUCGUUCCCGGCGGCUGGUGAUCCGCAACGAGUCGUCGGUGAGCGCGCGCUGGAGCAGCGCCGUGCGCCGCUGGCCGAGGGUGCACAGCAGGACGCUCCACGCAGACCAGUGGGUGUGCGACGUGCGCGCGCCGGGCGUGCGGCUGCAGUGCUCGCCGGCGCGCGGCGCGCUGCCGCCGCGCUCCGCCGCCGACGUGCUGGUCAGCGUGUACGCCGCGUGCUGGGGACUCUACCGGGACCAGAUACUCAUACACGUGGAGGGCGUGGAGCCGGUAGUGCUGGACGUGUGGGUGCAGGCGGUCGGCGUGCCGCUUCACUUCGCGAUCAGCAGCGAACAAGAAGCACAAACUGAUUCGGUGCUGUGGUGCGUACUAUAUGAUUGCUGA